Molecule: messenger RNA, 768 nt
Organism: Plasmodium berghei ANKA
Lineage: Eukaryota; Apicomplexa; Aconoidasida; Haemosporida; Plasmodiidae
Product: HSP90 co-chaperone p23, putative
Exons: 2
Coding region: 1-768 (255 amino acids)
Biological process (GO): protein folding; chaperone-mediated protein complex assembly
Cellular component (GO): nucleus; cytosol
Molecular function (GO): Hsp90 protein binding; protein-folding chaperone binding
Source: RefSeq, a predicted model, not a curated record
AUGCCACUUUUCCCAAUAGUUUUGUGGGCACAAAAAAAAGAGUGCUUAUAUCUUACCAUAGAAUUACAAGAUGCAGAAGAUGUGAAAAUAGACUUAAAAGAAGAUAGUUUAUAUUUUUAUGGAAUUAAAGAAAAAAAUGAAUAUGAAUUUACUCUAAAUUUUUUAAAGCCAAUAAAUGUUGAGGAAUCAAAAUAUACUACAAAGAGAAACAUUAAAUUUAAAAUAAUAAAAAAAGAAAAAGAAAGAUGGAAAAGCAUAAAUAACGAUGGAAAAAAGCAUUGGAUAAAAUGUGACUGGAACUCUUGGGUUGAUACUGAUGAAGAAGAUAAAACAACUGAAUAUGAUGACAUGGCUAUGAAUAGUUUUGGCGGUAUGGGAGGUUUACCAGACAUGAGCCAAUUUGGCGGCAUGGGAGGUAUGGGAGGUAUGGGAGGAAUGGGCGGCAUGGGUGGCCUAGGAGGUAUGGGAGGUAUGGGAGGUAUGGGCGGUAUGGGAGAUAUCGAUUUUAGUAAAUUAGGUAACAUGGGAGGAGAUAUGUCUAAUCUUGCAGGAUUAGGAGGAAUGGACCAAUUUAAAAAUAUGCCAAAUAUGAAUGAUGACGAUUCAAGUUCUUAUGGUGAUGACUCAAGUGAUGAUGAUGAUGAAGAUGAUGAUACAAAUAAAAGUGAUGCAGAUCAUUCUCAUGCAUGUAAUGAUGCUAAAUGCAAUAUAGAUAAAGAUGGUGCUAUACAUAAUGAUGAUGCAAAAGUACAAGAACCAGUUGCUUAA